Lolium perenne is the source of this 1023-nucleotide messenger RNA. Its product is annotated as protein DOG1-like 4. The record is from RefSeq and is a predicted model, not a curated record. NCBI's taxonomy places the organism in Eukaryota, Viridiplantae, Streptophyta, Magnoliopsida, Poales, Poaceae. Gene Ontology annotation, molecular function: sequence-specific DNA binding. Gene Ontology annotation, biological process: DNA-templated transcription.
CGCCAGCACAAGGCCACCAUGACACUCAAACUGGCGACGCCCCGACGUCGUCUCCUUCCUCGCGACCGCCUUAGCUUAGCUCCGUAUCCGUCUUCCCCUGCCCUGCCCUGCCCUGCACGCGCGAUUGCCCCCGCUCCUAAGCAAAUGAGGCCACCACGUACCAAUCCUUACAGGCCAAGAAACCCCGCCCAAUUUAUGCCGCCCUCAGCGAGAUGCCGCCGCAGCCACGCCCGCCCACAUACAUGGCGCACUCCGGUGAGGACAUGGCGGCUUUCUACGACGCCUGGGUGGGCCGCGAGGAGGAGAUCGUCACCCAGCUCACGGCCGCGCUCUCGGCGCGCCAGCGCGACGCGCUGGUGCCGCUCGUGGACGCCGCCAUGGACCACGUCGCCUCCUACUACGAGCACAAGUCCCGCCUCGCGGACCGCGACGUGGUGGCCGCGCUAGACCCACGCUGGCUCAACCCGCUGGAGCGCACCUUCCUGUGGGCGUGGGGGUGGAAGCCCGCGCUGGUAUUCCGCUUCCUGGACGGCCAAGGCGUGCGCUCUCACCAGCAGCGCCGCGCGCUCGAGGACCUGCGCGCGGCCACGGAGGCGGCCGAGAAGGAGGUGGAGCGGGAGGUGGCGGCCGUGCAGGAGUCUCUGGCGGGACCUAGGGUGCUGGCGGCGCUGCGCCGGCAGCACCCUCUGAACGGAGAAGCGGACGAGGCCGUCGCGGCGGUGGGAAGGUCGCUCCGCGUGCUGCUGGCCGCGGGCGACACGCUCCGUGAGCGCACGGUGCGCGGCGUCGUCGGCGUACUGGUGCCGGAGCAGGCGGGCGCGUUCGUUGCCGCUAUGCUCAGAUUCCAUCUCGGGGUCCGCCGCGCGGGACGAGUCUGGAGCUCCGGCCACGGCCGCCGCCGGGCACCAUAGCUAUAGCCGGUGAACUCCACCUAUGCGCGAGGCGAAGGCCGUUGCGUCUUACGUAUCCACGUGGGAAAAUUAUGCGCCGUUUUAUGUCCUUGUGUGUCAGUCUAGCCACUGC